Messenger RNA from Lolium perenne, 2247 nucleotides. The record is from RefSeq and is a predicted model, not a curated record. Lineage: Eukaryota; Viridiplantae; Streptophyta; Magnoliopsida; Poales; Poaceae.
AUGUGGGAAUACCGGGGGCAGAACGACCGCACUCGGUCGACAGCGACCGAAUGGGACGAGGGCGAGUACCGGAAGGCGCUCGCCAAGAUCACCACUGCCACCUUUACCUCCUUCGAGGACGGCUUGCAGCCCUACUCCGAAGAUACCCCAGCGCCUCAGCGCUGGCAGAAGAUCACUGAUCACCUCCCCCCCCUCGCCGGGAAGGAGCCACCGGAGAUGACCGAAGGCGAGGAGGAAGAGGUCGACGACGAGGAGGAGCGCACCGAGUCGGAUUUCGAGGCGCGGGACUUCAUCAGACUCCCGCGCGGGUCGAAGAGGGGUUCCGAGUUCUCGUCCCAGGGCGCAGCUGAAGAGGAGGCGACCUCUCGUCCGGAGGGCAAGGCGGAGCCUUCCAAGGAAGGGGCCGAGCCGCUAUCGAAGCGACUGCGCCCCACUCUCCUGGAAGGAUCCAUGAGGCUUCAGCGCCCCUUGAAGGAUGCGAUCGACGCGGGAGCUCGGGCCGGUCCAGGCGUAAAAGCGAUCCCCACGGUGAGGUCCAAGAAGAAGACCCUGGCGAAGCCGCCCGCGGCUGGGGUGGCGGCCACGAGGGCAGCCGAGGCGAAGAAGAAGGCCGCGGAGAAGAAGGCGGCGCCGUCCGACCUUGGGGGCGCGGGGUCGGCUCCGGAAGAACCCACCAUCGCGAGCCAAGCUGAGAAGGUGAGCACCAGCCGCGCCGAGCCCACCGCCGAAGUCUUUCCUCUGCCCAGCAUGGUUCGCGGGGGCAUGGCGAGCGCGGCGACGGGACCGGACGUCGUUCCACCCGUGGUGGAGGAGGAGUCGACUGACGUCGGGUCGACCGAGGGGCAGAAGGCGCCCGAGGUCGAAGAGAACAUCGUCGAGGAGGGCGGCCUGUCGGAGCCGCUGAAGGAGCGCCGGUCCAAGGCCGCUAGGGACCGAGCCCCGCCCAGUGAUGCCGACACGCGGGUGGGCGAGGUGCCGUCGACUGAGGCGGUGAUGCAAGCGGAAGAGGCGACCGAGUCACGCCAUCCGCCGCCUUCUACCUUGACUUUCACCGAGCUCCACACGGCGCUUGGUGAAGCACACGUGGCGGAGGUUAAGCGAUUGAGCGCGCUCGUGGAGGAGGCGGCGCAGAAGAACCGGAAGCUGAUUGCUCUGGGCACAGAGGCGCAGGCGAAGGCUCUUGCCGAGGCUCGGGAAGGAUUCGUCAAGGAAUCUUUCUACCGUGAAGCCGAAUUCCGGGCGCAGCAGGCCGAAGAGGCCCGGAAAAGGGCAAAAGCAGAGGUGGCGGAAUUGAAAGUCCUGGAGCAGAAGGGCCGGGAACUGGAAGACGUCAUCGCCGAGUACAAGGUAAAGCUGGAGGCCGCGACUGAUGCGCGGGACUCCGCGCGUGGGGCUGCCGUGUCUCUUCGGGAGGAGGUUGCGGCCUUGAAGCAGCAGCACGCCAAGGAGCUAGCUGCGGAAAAGGAGGCGUCCGAAGGCACCGUCCUGGCGGUGCAGGCCGAGAAGACCAACUUCGAGGCCUUCGUCAGAGAGAUGUCGCGGCAGAUUCUUGGUACGUGCGACUUCGUGGAGACGGCGACUCCGCGGGAAUGCUUGUCGACCGCGACCGCGCGUAUCAUCGCCUGUGCGGGGAGAUACUGGCCGCGCUCCAGUACCUGAGUCCGCGGGAGGUGAUUCCGCGGGACACGCCAUCCGUCUUCAGGGCCGUGUCCAAUAUUCCGGCCGUGGUUGACUGGCUUCGCCGCUCCUCCUGCCGUGUUGGCAUUACCAUGGCUCUGAGCAUGGUGCUGGCGCACUACUCCGAGGGAUUCGACGUGGAGGAGGUCACCGCUGGCUUCCCCUCGGAGACUGGCGAGUUCGAUGUUGCCGAAGUGUUGCGACUAAUGGAUGCGGUGCGCCCCUUUGCCGACCGAGUACUGGCGACUGCGGACUUGGAGACUCACAUCCCCAGCCAAGCGGCGCCUGGGGACGCGGAGAAGGAGCCAAGCCCGGUGGACUACCCCGCGGAGCGCCUCUUCCAUGCCGCGGCCGCCGGCUCGUUGUCUACGUAUCCGGUCGUGCUGUACACGCCGAAGUUUCGUCAUGGCGAUGAUGGCGUCGAGCCUGUCGUAGAGGGGGCUCCUGGGCCGUCCUCGUAGUUUUCUGAGUUCCUGCGUAAGAAGUAGCUUGGAUUCCCGCGAGCGGGUGUCAGUUGUAAAUAAAGUGAUAACUUUUGCUUAAAUAUAAUUCUGUGGUUGCUUUUGAAUU